GCGGCCCGGGAUCCUGGUCCCAGUUCGGUCCCAGUCGGGUUUGUGUCGUGGAGAAGUUGGAGCAGAAGUUUCCGAUCCGGACCCAGGGAGUUCUGGGAGAUGAGCGUCCCUCUGUACGCCCCGACCCCGGUCCAGCCGGCCCACCCGACCCCCUUCUACAUCGAGGACAUCCUGAGACCCUCCUCCUCCUCCUGCUCCUCUCCGGUGGUCCCGACACCGACCCUGCCGUCCCCGAACUCCUCCUUCAGCCUCAUCUCUCCGUACCGGACUCCGAUCUACGAACCCACACCGAUCCACCCGGUUCUGACGGUCUACGGUCCGGGAGGGGGCUUCCCGGGCUCCGUGUACCCGUUCCCCCCGCAGCAGCACCGCUCCAUGGGGGGCUACACCGGGGCUCUGCUGAGGCACGACCCUCUGGGUAAACCUCUGAUCUGGACCCCCUUCAUCCAGCGGCCCCUGCACAAGAGGAAAGGCGGCCAGGUGCGGUUCUCCAACGACCAGACCGUGGAGCUGGAGAAGAAGUUCGACUCGCAGAAGUACCUGUCCCCCCCGGAGAGGAAGCGGCUGGCCAAGCUGCUGCAGCUCAGCGAGAGACAGGUAAAGACUUGGUUUCAGAACCGACGAGCCAAGUGGCGAAGACUAAAACAGGAGAAUCCUCAGGGCGGGAAACGGGAGGUGGAGGACGACUGUGUGGUCGGGAGGAGCAGUAAAGGAGACAAGACAUCAGAGGAGGUGGGGGUCCAGAACCCGGAGCAGAGACAGACGGGCCUGGCCUCCCAGGUGGAGCAGGGUGGUCACUGUGGACCCCCUCUGACCCUGCAGGAGACUCACACAGAUCUGGACUCUGAUGUGUCAGAGGACUCAGACCAGGAGCUGGACAUAGAAGAAUAUAAUGAGUUUACACUGAACCCAUAGUUCUGAUGUCAGGUCGGAUCCGGUCAGGUCAUCCAGCUGAGUAGUAAAGACUCGUGGGUUUUUAGUCAGCCCCUCCACCAUCACCUGUGUUCGUUUUCUCUGGUUUACAUGUCAGUGACACAUGAAAGGAUCAAAGCCCUUGAAGGAAUGAUGUCGCCCACCGCCUCUCAGGCCAGAUCUCUUCGUGAUGAGAAGGGAUGAGUCGUAGAGGUUUUAGACAAGGCUUGAAACUGAUGCAGGAUCUGAUGAGAUGUGAUCACCCUCAGAGGAUGUGUUGUAAAUGACUCUCAGCUACUACCACCUCAGAUUUUACAUGAGUGUCUGUAAAACUCCCUGUGUUGUGUUGGCUGUAGUCAGCUGUGGCGGUGGCUCAGUUCAGGGGCUGUGUCCUUCCAAGUUUGCAUUUAUCGGACAUUUACGUCACUGUCCCUCGCCGAGGGCUGUCCCAGUUCAUGGGCUCCUCCUCAUGGGGCCAACGAACACGGUCCAAAAAGUCCUGAAAAUAAAGGCUGCAUCUGAUUAUCUUUCCUGGCUGUGGAUGUCCCAGGAUUCUUUGCGCCGUCAGCAAACUAAACAGGAAAAGGAAGACGGCCGAGUUUUUUUUUAACCGAGUCAACAGAGUUUGGACAUUCUUCAUGGACCAAAGAAUUUGUUUUUAAAUGUAAGUUUAGCAACUCAGCUGAUUAAACUUUUGCUGCAAUGAGAUGUCGAAUAAAAUGCAACUACAAGUACUGAUACUGGAGCUAAAUUUUUAUUUAUUUACGUUUAAAGUUUUAUUUGGGAAGUUAUUCAUCCUGUGAAAAGACAUAUAAAACACAACAGCAUAGUAACGGGCUGAGUUUUAUAAAGUGAUAUGUGAUCAGUUAAAUUUUAAAGUAUAAAUUAAAAAUGAUUCUCAGCUACCAUCACAGCAAAUUUUAACUCAAUAAGAGUAAAUUUGACUCCGUGAGAUAUUUUGCUAACAGACAGACAAAUACACAUAGGGUCCUUUCACCUUUGGUGGCGGGCGACAUAAAGUAAUUUGAGUUUUUUGCAAAGCUGAAUGUGGAUCAGUUUUUUAUCUGUUUUGAAUGAUGUCCAAUAAUUCAGAAAAGUCCAAUAAAUCUGUUUUUGUUUCUCCUUCGUCAAGAACGUUUGAAUUUAUAAUCCACAGUUUUGUUUUGUAUUUGUGUUGUUCUGUAUGAUCUGUAUAUUUACUUUCCUUUUUCUGUUCAUUUGUUUUUGCUCUGAAUGAUGAAAACCUUUCUGUCUGUAUAAAAUGUGAUAUUUAGUGAAAUAAUCAAAAGUAGCAUCAAAGUUAGUUUGUUCAGUCAUUUCUAAUAAACUACAGUAUUUUAUAACAAGAA
Molecule: messenger RNA, 2261 nt
Organism: Austrofundulus limnaeus
Lineage: Eukaryota; Metazoa; Chordata; Actinopteri; Cyprinodontiformes; Rivulidae
Gene: hhex
Product: hematopoietically expressed homeobox
Exons: 4
Coding region: 100-915 (271 amino acids)
Biological process (GO): regulation of transcription by RNA polymerase II; cell differentiation
Molecular function (GO): RNA polymerase II cis-regulatory region sequence-specific DNA binding; DNA-binding transcription factor activity, RNA polymerase II-specific
Source: RefSeq, a predicted model, not a curated record